Molecule: messenger RNA, 2029 nt
Organism: Cucurbita maxima (winter squash)
Lineage: Eukaryota; Viridiplantae; Streptophyta; Magnoliopsida; Cucurbitales; Cucurbitaceae
Product: cytochrome P450 71B37-like
Exons: 3
Coding region: 210-1724 (504 amino acids)
Molecular function (GO): iron ion binding; heme binding; monooxygenase activity
Source: RefSeq, a predicted model, not a curated record
UUGUAGGGAAGAUACUAGCGUCAUUAAUACCAACGGAUGUGUCAAAAAUAUAUGAAUGUCGAUGAACACUUUUGUAAAUACACAAAAUUUAAAAUUUUAUUUGAAAUUUUAUAGAUCAUCCCAUGGAGCACUUUAUAAACCUUGCCCUCUUGGUAUUCUUCCACAUUCUGCCCUCUCUCUCUCUUUAUCUCCCAAAAUAGAGCUUGGAAAUGCUUAGAGUUGAUGCAAUGAUGCCUACUAAUGAUUUUUUCAUCUGGGUUCCUCUGCUUUUCCUCUGUUCUUCUCUGUUGCUUCUUAAAUCCAUAAGAAAACAGGCAAAACCCAACAACAAGCUUCUUCCUCCAACCCCUCCCAAGCUUCCUUUGUUGGGCCAUUUUCACCUCAUUGGCUCCCUCCCCCAUCGCUCUCUCUCUCAGCUUUCAAAAAAAUAUGGCCCCGUCAUGCUCCUCCAACUCGGCUCUGUCCCAACCAUCGUUAUUUCCUCUGCCGCCGCUGCAAGAGAGUUGUUCAAAUUUCACGACCUUGCUUCUUGCAGCCGUCCUUGCUCAACAGGUAGUGGAAGACUUUCGUACAGCUAUGUUGACAUGAGUUUUGCUCCAUACGGUGAACACUGGAGGAACGUUCGAAAGAUUUGUAUGUUUGAGCUCUUCAAUGCUUCGAGGGUUCAGUCGUUUCAGUAUAUUAGAGAAGAAGAGGUGGGUCUGUUAUUGAACUCAAUCUCUCAACAUUCAAAUCUUGUUGAUCUGAGUGAGAAAUCUUACUCUCUCACAGAAAAUAUAAUAACCCGGAUGGCUUUUGGGAAGAACUUCAGAGGGGGUGAGCUAGAUAAUCACAAUUUUCACCAUGUUGUUCGAAGAGCCAUAGUAUCACUCGGAUAUUUCUCCGCGACUGACUACUUUCCCAGAGUGGGUUGGAUUGUUGAUUGGCUUACUGGCGUUCAUGGAAGGUUGGAAAAGAGCUUUUUUGAGUUGGAUGCCUUUUUCCAACAUGUAAUUGAUGACCGCAUCAACUUCCAGGCAACUUCUCAGAAAAAAGACAAUAUUAUCGACGUUCUGUUGAAAUCAGAAAAAGAUGGAUUGCAACUCAGUGGAGAUUGCAUCAAGGCACUUACAAUGAAUAUAUUUCUAGGUGGAGUUGAAACGGGAGCAGGGGUCAUUGUUUGGGCUAUGACAGAGCUGGUUAGGAAUCCAAGGGUGAUGAAAAAGCUACAAUAUGAAAUCAGAAACUGCAUCAAAGAGGAUGAAGUGAAGGAGAGUCAACUCGAAAAGCUUGAAUAUCUAAAAAUGGUUGUGAAAGAGGUUUUGAGGCUGCAUCCUCCCAUCCCACUUCUUCCGAGAGAAACCAUGUCCCAUUUCAAGCUAAACGAUUAUGAUAUUGAUCCCAAAUGUCAUCUGUAUGUCAAUGUUUGGGCGAUUGGGAGAGACGUGAAUUCCUGGAGUGACGCAGAAAAAUUCUUGCCAGAGAGAUUCAUAGGGAGUGAUAUCAAUUAUAUAGGACAACAUUUUGAGUUAUUACCAUUUGGAGCUGGUCGGAGAAGAUGUCCGGGGAUGAAUAUGGGGAUCCUUGCGGUGGAGCUCACACUAGCUAAUCUGUUGCUUUGUUUUGAUUGGAAAUUACCGGAUGGAAUGAAAGAAGAAGAUUUGGACAUGGAAGAGAAUGGUGGUCUAACCAUCCCCAAGAGGUCACCUCUCAAACUUAUUCCAAUUCGCCACUUAAGAGUGUAGCUCAGUUCUUGGUAAGUUUAUGUUUGCAAGUACCAUGGUGUUACUCUAUAAAGGAAGGUGAACAUAGAUUCAACACUCAAUCAGCAGAUCGGUCACUAUUCCUCUUUUUCAGGAAAUGAUUUAAGUGAAAUUAUUCAUGUUUUAUGCUUCGUAUUUAUGUAUGUAUUUAAGUCAUGCUACAUCAGGCUGAAAGGAGUAUGUAAAAUUGUAAACUCUGCGCUCUAGAUAUGGAUGGAUGUUAUCACCCCGUUGAGCAUGUAUGUUUAUUUUGCAUCAAUUAUGCAUACUCAUAUUAUUUUCCAUGA